AUGAACAAAGAAUAUGAUGUUUUCCAGCAAGCUCUUGACGCCAGAGCUUUGGCUGUGACCCAGCUUCUCGAAGACUUAGUGGACCAUAAUAUUGACAUGAUCCUGAAUCGAAGAAAAUGCGUGGCUGCCACCCAGAAGAUCAUUGAAGAGAAAUUCUCUGAGACACUGUUGUCCAGGAACUUGAGCAGCCCCAAACUGUACCAGCUGGAUAGGCCAUCAGAUAUACAGAAGGUCCCCUUCUCCAACAACGAUGUAACAACUAAAGUCGGCAUGGGAGUUGAAAAAAUAAGGUUGAAACUCAAACAGCUGUGGCUAGAAGGAAACCUGUUGUGCAACACCUUCUCAGAAGAGUCCAGGAUGUUACCCCGACCCAUUAUCUCUGGCACUGAAGCCCACAAGAAGUUACCAGUCUGCAAAGGAAGGAUCAUUGGAUCUGAGUCCCUAAGGAAUCUAGUCCUGCAAUUCCUGAAGCAGUAUUUCUGGAUCUAUAACUAUGGGGAAAGGCAGGGUCUUUUGUGUGCUUACCAUGACAAGACCUGCUUCUUGCUGACCACUCCCUUCAACUCUGAGGACCCAGAUCUAAGCAGCUUGGGCAAGUACUUCAAGGGUAGCAGGAAUAUGAAGAAGCUGAAGGACCCCAUCCUGCAGCUUUGGUUGCUGAAACACACAAAAUGUGACAUUGCUAUCUUCCUCCGUGUGUUGCCCCAAACUCAGCAUGACCUCAGCUCUCUCCUCGUGGAUAUGUGCAGCCAGACAGUGAGCAUCUGCUUCCUCCCUAAGGCCCAGAAAGAGAAAGUGGUGCCCACAACAUCUUCAAGCUCCAUGUCCACCCUCUCCCAGGAGCAGCAGGAAAUGGUACAGGCGUUCUCCACUCAGUUUGGGAUGAAACUCAACUGA
This is a messenger RNA of Orycteropus afer afer, 897 nucleotides long. NCBI's taxonomy places the organism in Eukaryota, Metazoa, Chordata, Mammalia, Tubulidentata, Orycteropodidae. The record is from RefSeq and is a predicted model, not a curated record.